AUUAAAUAUUCAAUUCUCUUUCUCCCUUUAUUUAAUACUUACGCCCACUAUUUCUUUUUUCCAAUUGACCAAAUUAACCAACAACUACUAAGAUUUCGUGUCGAACCAUAUCUGGUGGUUUUGAAACCUUAGACAUGUCUAGCUAGAACUAAGGGAGUAAUUAUUUGUCGUAUUAUAAAAUUAGAAUUCUUAAAUAGACCUGUUAACUUGAAACUUAACUUACACUAAAAAAAAGGUAAAAGAGUUGUAGAAAAUGCUUAGACAAUUUCAACAUUAUUGGAGCUAGCUCUCUUCAAUUAACCAAUGAAAUAUCAGAUCUAGCACACAAGUUUCUACAGUGCGCACGUAGGCGCACUCACGCUUUUCGAGAAAAAAUCCCCCAAAAUUUAGUGCGCGCACUGCACACCCCCAUAAAUAGUGGGCCACUCUGACGUCUGGCACACACGCGCGACGCGCACAAUCACAACUCCGUACUCUCUCACCACGAAUCAGCCAAUGAUGUGCCGCCACCACUCAACUUGUCGGGUGUGAAGACGUUCCAGAUUCGGCCACGUUACGCGACGCGAUUGGCUGGCUUGUCACAUCGGGUACCUCCCCGUAGGGGCAAUCUGAUUGGUCCAGGUUUCGCGAUAAGAGAGGGCGGAAGGAUUAAAAUAUUGCGGAAAAUGGAAAAAUGAAAUGACGGAAAAUGGGUUUAAAUUAAAGGGGAGGAGUCGUGGCGAUGGAGCGCUAGACACUUGUCGACUCCACCAAUCAUCCAAGCGGCGGAGAAGAAGUAAACGACACGAUCGCCAUCUCUCUCUCUCUCUCUAUAAGGCUGCUGGCUCCACUGCUUGCAUACUUGGAGCGAUGGGGUCCUACAUGAACUUCAAUAACUUCGAAGACAGUGUGCAACAAGAUGGCAGUGGUGGGAAAUCGGCUGGUAGUUAUCCAUUGGCUCGGCAGUCUUCUGUGUAUUCUCUAACAUUUGAAGAGUUUCAGAAUACUUUGGGUGGAUCUGGAAAGGAGUUUGGAUCCAUGAAUAUGGAGGACCUUCUAAAGAGCAUUUGGACAGCUGAAGAGACUCAGGCCGUGGCAUCUUGCACAGAUGGAGGAAAUGGAAGUGUUCCUGGUGGCAAUUUGCAGAGGCAGGGCUCGUUGACAUUGCCGAGGACGCUUAGCCAGAAAACUGUUGAUGAAGUGUGGAGGGAUUGUUUAAAAGAAUCUGUUGCUCCGAAAUCUGCAAGUGGUAGUGGUGGUCCGAAUAUGGGGCCGAGGCAGCCCACCUUGGGUGAGAUGACACUGGAAGAGUUUCUGGCUCUAGCUGGUGUGGUUAGAGAAGAUGCCCAACCUCCUGGGAAGGUAAACGGCACUGGUUUCUAUGGUGGUUUACCUCCAUCAAGUGGCAAUAAUUCUACUCUAAAUGUAGGGUUUCAACAGCCACCCUUGAGUCAGGGUUUGCUGGGCAACCAACUCGCAGAGCAGAACAAUAUCGUUCUUAGUUCACCGACUUUAGGAAUCAAUAUGAGCGUUGUAACAUCUUCGCAGCAGCAACCCCAGCCACAGUUACAGCCUCUAUUUCCGAAGCAAACAACCUUAGCCUUCUCCUCGCCUACACAACUGAGAACCAAUGCUCAGCUGCCUAGCUCAGGAGCAAAAGGUGCGGUGGUGGAGAUGAAGAAUGGUUUGAGUAACACACGUAUUCCUGGUGGAGCACUCUUCUUGGGUGGAUUAAGCAAUGGGGCAGUAGUUGGAACUGGGUCUCCUGGGAAUAAUUUAUAUGCGGAUGGUAUUGUUAAGAAUAGUUCAGGCACACCAUCAUCUGCAUCACCUUCACCUUCACCUUAUAACUUUGGGGAAACUAGGGCAGGCAGGAGAUCCUCUGCCUCUUUGGAGAAAGUGGUCGAAAGGAGGAGGAGGAGAAUGAUAAAAAACAGAGAGUCUGCUGCGAGGUCCCGAGCUAGAAAGCAGGCAUAUACUCUGGAACUGGAAGCAGAAGUUGCAAACCUUAAAGAAUUAAACAGUGAGCUGCGGAGAAGUCAGGAAGAGUUUAUGGAGAUGCAGAAAAAUCAGAUCUUGGAGACGAUGGAUAAGUCGUGGGGCAGAAAAAAUAAAUGCUUGAGGAGGACACUCACCGGACCUUGGUAGAGAGUAGAGCGGUUACUCUUAUAUGUACAUAAGAGUUUGGACAGCUUAUGACGAUCCUUGUUGGAUCCGGAUCUCAUUCAACGAGUGAUACACUCUCAUGUACAGAAGCAAAAGAGUCCAUGCUGUAUGUUGUGGUGCUACUACUAUUAAUUACGAAUGACUAUUUCUUGCUUCUCUGCUCUCUUCAUCUUGCUGUGUAUCUCAACUGCAGCUUAUACUCCUACUUUUGUUAGGGUUUAGGUCUAGCAGAAUAUAGUAUUUGACACCAACAGAAUGAUGUUUAUAUAAAGUCUGUAUUAAUAUAUGUUUAUAACUAUGUUUAAGCUGUA
This is a messenger RNA of Salvia splendens (bonfire salvia), 2456 nucleotides long. RefSeq names its product ABSCISIC ACID-INSENSITIVE 5-like protein 7. The record is from RefSeq and is a predicted model, not a curated record. NCBI's taxonomy places the organism in Eukaryota, Viridiplantae, Streptophyta, Magnoliopsida, Lamiales, Lamiaceae. The coding region runs from base 679 to 2127 and encodes 482 amino acids. Gene Ontology annotation, biological process: positive regulation of DNA-templated transcription. Gene Ontology annotation, cellular component: nucleus. Gene Ontology annotation, molecular function: DNA-binding transcription factor activity. The transcript is spliced from 5 exons.